AUGAAGUUUGUAACUCCUCAGACAGAAUAUGCCAGGCAGGACCUCCGGGACCGCCAGGAGCCCCUGGGUAUCCCGGAUAUAAGGGAGAAAAAGGGGCCCCUGGAAGUAAAGGACCACCAGGUCCAUGGGGGCCCCACUGGGGUUCCAGGCGAAAGUGGUGUUAGAGGACCAGUGGGACCUCAAGGAGAAAAGGGUGAAGGUGACAAAGGGCCCGUUGGAGCUCGUGGUAUUAGAGGAGAGACUGGAGAGAAGGGUCGUCAAGGACAAAAAGGAUCUAUUGGCUUAAAAGGGAACACAGGGGACGGAGGAUUGGUUGGUAUUCAGGGACCAACCAGAGAAUGUGUUGUUCCACCGGAGAUCAGUGUGUAUCCAGCAUCUCAGGAAGUCUUUAUCAAUGAGACAGCAAUAUUUUUCUGUUGGGUUCAAGGCCAGACGUCGUCCAAAAUAACAUGGCGUAGACUUGGAGGUACUCUAUCUGAUGCUACCGUGGAAGAUGGUGCGCUUCGAAUCAACAGCGUACAAAGGUCACAUGUGGGGUCGUAUAUGUGUUCAGCUAACACUGGUCUCAGAAAUCUAACGGGUUUCAGCACUUUACAAGUAAAAGGUAUGGAUAUCACUCCCUCAUUUUUCUGAUUUUUUAUAAUGUUUCUUUAACACCAGUGUAGACUGCCACUUGUAAAUGAACUACACAUUUUUGUCCUUCCACAGUGGGCCGUCGACAUUGAGUGUGUUCAGAUAGCAAUUUAGCACCUUUAAUAUCGAUCACGGGAAAAGUUAUGUCUACUUGAUAAUGUUAAAAAGUAUAAUAGGUUUUAGUUGUAUAUUCUUGCUAUUUUCAACGCUAAAGGUUUUCUCCGAUGUUACCAAAAGUUGCUAUUGCUGACGGUUGCUAUUGAUCACAUGAUGUUGUUUAUUACAUGUCGGUUUUUGAAUCGAUUUUACUCUACCUUCAGAGCCACCAACAUUUGUCAAGAAACUACCAUCUUUGGUCAUUGUAGAUGAAGGCUCCGUUUUAAGUCUCUGUUGCGAGGCUGUGGGCUCUCCUCCUCCUAACGUGGAAUGGUUACGCGCUCGUCAGGUGCACUCCGCUGAUACAUCAUUGGCUUUCGAGGAACAAGGCUGCCUCGAAUACAACCUUGUUGGGUUCAACAGCAACGGGACAUAUGUCUGCCGCGCAAGAAACCGCUUCGGACUGGCAGAAAAAACAACGACAGUAGUAGUCGUCAAGACAAAAGGUGUCUUUAAAUCAAUAAUAUGACUUGCCAUCAUUCCAGUUAUCAAAUACUCAUUGCAUACCAAUCCAGAGACCAAUUCUGUCAUGACAGUAACACCAAUAGCUUACUUAAAUUAACAAAAACUGUACAGAAUUCCAAAAAUACAAACACUUGUUACAUGGUUAAGCAUCUCGGAGCGCUCUUUUCAAUAAUCAAAGAUUUAUAAGCGCGUCGUUAAAACUGACUGGGGUCACGUCCCUGAUUGUCAUGAUCUCCGACAAUAUCUUGCACAUGAGACUCAAAAUGAUGAUUAUAAUACAUGAAUAGGUGGGUCAAUAACACCAAUAAACAAACAAACAACUACAUGCCCUAGCUCCUGGCCUAUCCCGUGAGUAACUAGCCGGUAUCUUCGUCGAAAUGUGAAAAAUCCUAAGUUUAAUACAUUUGUCGUAAUAUUGCCUACAUUCAGGCUAGCGGUUAUCUCAUUACUAACAUCUAGGCGACCGUAUAAAAAAAUUGGCAUCCAACAAUUUUUCACUGUCGGUGUGAUUUAGGUUUUUCGUUUAGUUCUGUUCCGUGUGCUUUCUUUUUCUUGUGUGUUCUUAUGCCUCCCUUUCUAGAACGAGAACCACAAAAACAUGUUGAUAUCUUCGUAAAUAUUUCCUCCCUUUUCUUAUUCAUUAUCCAUGUCUUCUUUUUAUCAACUUUCAGUACAUUCUUGUGAAGAAGUUUCAAAGAAAAAAAUGGGGAGACAUCCCGGAAGCUUCGAGCUUCUCGCGGUCAAUUUUCGAUAUAAAGUAAGUCUAGAGCCUUUAUUUCUCUUUCAGAAUAAAUACUUCCAAAGGUUCUUAAUAGUAGCAGGCAAGUCAAGAAUUUGAAGAAAACGACAAAACUUUUAAGUUUGCAAAACAUGUUUGGACAGAAACUUCUGUCAUCUUCAGUUAAUUAAUGUACAAAGCGUUGGAAGUUGAAUUUAUAGUGAGUAGAAAAUGCUAAUUAUGAUAAAUGCCGACAACAAGAAAGAGGCAAAGCAUGAAAGUGUGAGGGUUAAAAGGAUAGUUUUAGAUUUACAUGGUGUGAUUGUUGAUUCGAAGAGGGUUGUAUAUGAAUAGCCUCUUUUAUCUUAAGUUGAAAAUAUCCUUUCAAUUUUCACACUUUCACUAUAAAUUCAACUUCCAACGCUUUGUACAUUAAUUAAAUGAAGAUGACAGAAGUUUCUGUCCAAACAUGUUUUACAAACUUAAAAGUUUUGUCGUUUUCUUCAAAUUCAGAAUAAAUUAAAUAUGAAUUAUUGCUUUAAAGACGAUCUCGUAGAUAAAACAAUCUUUUUUACUUUUCCUGUCCUUGGUUUGUUUUGUUGUUUGUUUUUGUUUUGUUCGGUGUUGAAUUUUUCUGUUGUGUUCUCUUUUUUUUACUCUCCGGACGAGAGCUUUUUUAAGCCAAAUAAAGAGUUCAAUGUACUUCGACUUUUCUUUCAGCCUUACUGACAGUAUAAACUUUAAUAAAAAAAAAUUAAUAGUCGCCAUCUUAGCAUCACCCAGGAAUCCAAAGAUAAUAGAAUAUUUUUCCGUCGAGAACAUUUCAUAGCACAUACCAACAAGAAAGCACACGUUUUUCAAUGGGUUGCACCUAUUUACAUCUUCCGGUCAAAAAUUCAGUCGCGAUGGCAAUUAAAAAAUUACACAUUUAAAUUAAAAAGAGACUCUUAGUGAGAGAAAAACCUUUCCUGAUGUGAAGAGGUGCCUUCUCACUUUCAUUCUCACCUCUCCUAUCCCACCCCUCCUUCUCACUGAGUGCAAGAGUUACGACUAGAUCCCAAGCCUCCCGGUGAAUAUUUCAAUUUUUUAUCUUAUGGUUUUAAAGCUGUUAGAGUACUUCAUAUCUAUCAAGGUAUUUUGUCAAUUCCUCACCAACUUAUAACCAAAAUAAUAAAUGCCCUGCUUUUGAUUGUAAUAUAUUUGCAAUGUACUUUUAGGUCUAUUGUGAUAUCAGAGCAAGUCUUGAAGGAUGGACCCUUAUCGCUCGAUUCUCAAACAGCGAUGGCAAAAAUUGGAUGCGUGACGAUGGUAGAUGGUGGUAUGACCAGCAAGCUGCCAUAGGAACAACAAAUGAUCCAUCAGUAAACGCUGAUAUGAUCUCACCAGCAUUUUGGUUGGUCAGAGGAAGCGAAUUUAAGAUCACGCGCAGUGACGACCCCAGCCACACCCCUCUGUUACAGACCACAGGUAACUGUUUGGGUGGACAAACAUUCCGAUCUAAAAUCACAAGUUAUGGCGACUUUAGAAAUGGCAAGGUCUGGGCCAUUGAUCAGUGUCUGGGAAGUUGUACGGUUCAAUAUGGCGGACAGUACAAGUCAACAGACGGGUUUCAACAGGCUGAUUGCAAUGGAGACAUCCAAAGCGCCAACAAAAUCGGCUUCUGGUGUGACUGGAGUAGUGGGGAUGGAUCAGUGAUGAUGAUUGGUGGGGGAGGAAGUAACUGUGCACGUGCUGAUCAUGGGAUUGGGAUCACAGAAACUGCCGCUGCUUCUUUCGUUGAAGAUGGUGGUAGUGAAACUGAAUAUGACUUUGGUUAUGAUGGUGAAAAAAAUAAAGCUCCAUCCCAGUCCUACUCGUUGAACUUAUGGAUACGUUAA
This is a messenger RNA of Pocillopora meandrina, 3849 nucleotides long. The record is from the annotation of a GenBank genome assembly. Lineage: Eukaryota; Metazoa; Cnidaria; Anthozoa; Scleractinia; Pocilloporidae.